GCUCAACAGGUUACUGCUGCCCUGCUGUUCUCAGCGCCUGGAAUCUAGGUGCGGCCUUCUCCUCCCUAGGAGUUUGCUGACUACAAAGUGCCAGGCUUACUCACUGGCCCAGGGCAGCCUAGAGGGAAUCUCUUGGAAGGAACCUUUUGUGCCUCUCUCAUCAGGCUCCUUCACCCAACUUCUCCAGAAAGGUCUGCCUGCACAAAAUGGUCCGGUGCGGUCUGGCCUGCUGGAGGUGCCGAUGGCUCCUGCCCCUUCUCUUGGGUUUAGCCAUCAUCUUGGGCAUCAUUGCCUUGGCUGGUAGGGGGUGGCUGGAGUCGGCCGAAGCGCCUUAUGUGCGCCAAGCAUCGCUAUGGUGGGACUGCUUCAAAGCAAAUCCUGGUGACCUCAACUGGGCAUGCAACUCCCUCAUGGAUUACAGUUGGGGUAAAGCUGCAGCUGCGACAUACCUAGUUGGCUUUUGCAUCCUGUGUAUCUGCUUCUGCCUCGCAGUCAUUGCAUUUUCCAUUGAAGUACUGCGGUGGAACUUUGUUCGAGGAAUCGGGGGUUUGCUGUUUGUUGUUGCUGCUUUCCAGAUCCUAGGCUUGGUCAUCUACCCAGUGAUGUACACAGAAGACAUUCCUCUGACGGGAAGCAACAUGUUCAGUUGGGCCUAUGGCUUUGGCUGGGCAAGUACCGUGAUGGUGAUCGGCUGCGCAUUCUUCUUCUGCUGCCUGCCUAACUGGGAAGACGAAGUUCUGGGCAAUAUAAAACCCUAUGGGUACAAUGAUGUGGAGCGUAUGUGAUCUGGGGAUGGUAGAACAUUGUUUUUAAUAUUAUUUCUGCUUUGUAGCAGGAAACCUGUGAUUGUAUUUGCCAUUUUCUCAUUUUGUUCUAAUAACCAAACCACAAAAACACUAAGAGCUUCUGUGGCAUCUUGAAAGCUAGCAAAUAUUAUUAUGGCAUUAGUUUUCAUGGAUCAAAGCCUAUUUCACAGUCCCUGAAAAUGUAUGCCAGAAUAAAAUUCUGUAGGUUUUACCUUACCAUGGCUCUUCAUUGUUGUUUCUGUAACAUACUAGCAUAUUAGUUAUGUACCUGGAAAUGAUAGCAAAUUCCACAGACACGUUUUAGACACAUACCCAUUUUCAGAUUCACAGCAGUUCAAUUAGAGGGGAAAGAAUUGCAUUCUGUAUUUUCACCAUGAUACACUUUCUUUUGUAUUUCCCUUUCAAUAAAGAUGGCUUUUUCUAGGAAAUUAUAUUGCUGGUGUAGUUCAUUCUUAUAAUGGUAGUCUUACUGAUUUAAUUGAUUGAUAAAGAGUAAUUUGGAACCUUUUCCCCUAACAAUACACCAGCACAACUUUUAAUUUCAUUUUAGAUCAGGGGUCCCCAAACUAAGGCCCGGGGGGGGGCCCUCUGAGGUCAUUUACCUGGCCCCCGCCCUCAGUUUUAUAAUAUAAUAUAUUGUAUAUACAUAUAAUAUUGAUAAUAAUAUUAUAAUGUAAUACAAUAUAACACUAAUAAUAAUCUAUAUAUAUAAAAGAGUGAUGGCAUCAGGGCAGCGGACAAAACAACAAAACUACAGGCCCCCAAACCUCGAAAUUUGACAACACAACCCAUCAUCCGCGCCUCUAGGUUGAUACAACAAAACGAAAAGAAAAAUAAAGUCCUAAUUAGAGGGAGAGGAAUAAUUGUUUUUAUCCCAUUGCUGCCAGUUAGAAGGCUAAGCUCCGCCCACUUGGUCUCCUAGCAACCGACUCGGCCCAGGAGACAGGCAGAGUUAGGCUUCACUUAGGCCUUUUCCACAGAUUAUCUAAUUUGCACUGGAUUAUAUGGCAGUGUAGACUCAAGGUCUUUCCACACAGCUAUAUAACCCAUUUAGAAUCUUAUAUUAUCUGCUUUGAACUGGAUUAUCUUGACUCCACACUGCCAUAUAAUCCAGCCUUCCAAGCAGCAAGCCUAUUCCUUUGUAUUCCAGCUCAUCAAACAAGGCACACACACAACAACAACAAUCCUAAUUAACUUGACUAUCUCAUUGGCCAAAAGCAGGCCCACACUUCCCAUUGAAAUCCUGAUCAAUGUAUGUUGGUUAAAAUUGUUUUUAUUUUUAAAUAUUGUAUUGUUCUUUCAUUUUUCUUAUUGUUGUUGUUGUUGUUGUUGUUGUUGUUGUUGUUGUUGUUGUUUUUGCACUACAAAUAAGACAUGUGCAGUGUGCAUCGGAAUUUAUUUGUUUGUUUUUUUCAAAUGAUAAUCCGGCCCCUCAAUAGUCUGAAGGAUUGUGGACCGGCCCUCGGCUUAAAAAAUUUGGGGACCCCUGUUUUAGAUCUAUAGCUCAGGAAGCUUGUACAGUAACAUCAAUCUGAAGUAGGAUUUUAAGAUGAUUGAUUCUAGCUAUAACAAAAUAACGAAUAUGAAAAGGCUUCAGAAAAAGCUCAGAAUAAAUGUAUAUACAUGUAACAUGCAAUUUGCUUUCUAUCCAUGCACAUAUACUGUCUGCCUUUUUCAAAAGUGUGGCUUCUGCUAAAGUACUGCUUGUAGCAAUAUAGUCAAAAUAAAUACUACACUCAAUGAGUUACUGAUAGUUCUCAAGUAAAUUUAAAAAUGAGGAUUACAGUAUUUACUGUGCAGGAAAAGUACUGUACAAUACAAAUUGGCUUCCUAUAUGUCUUUGACACAAAUUAAUUUUACUUAUAAUUGGGUAGCAGCCAUAUAUUUCUAAAUAGUGCAUCUAUCCAACAUGUUUCAAAGGUAAGAGAUUUUAAAUUGUGGCUGGAAAUAACCUCAUUGAUGUUCCUAUAACACAGUGGUUCUCAACCCGUGAGUCCCCAGGUGUUUUGACCUACAAUCCCAUCCAGUUUGCCAGCUGUUAGGGCUUCUGGGACUUGAAGGCAAAAACAUCUGGGGAAGCACUGCUAUUACACUUUCCCCAAUAUGUGGCAUAAUUGUAUCCUUACCUGAUUGAUGUCAGCAGGAAAACAUUUUGGAAGAAACCCUUUUCAAGCAAUCUGUUUUUCUUUGACACCAAAGGAGUAACGUGUGUAAAAAAAUAUUUCCCAUGCCCCUUCUUCCAUGUAGCAGAAAAAUCAUAAUAUAAUUUGAGUUCCUCUCUGGUAUGAGAACACUGUAUUUCCCAUGUAUCUAAUCAUCGAAUUUAUCUAUAAAAUGAUUUUACAAGAUAGUCAUAUUAGUUGCUUAAGUACAUGAUGCAAUUUUGUACAGUAAAUUAUUCAGCAGUUGCAUAGUUUUUUAACUGCUGGCACCAUCCAUCCAAUUAAUGACUUUUACAGUCAUUACAGUCAUUCAAGGUUUAUCUACUCAGGAGUAAAAUUCAUCUUUACUCCCAGGUAAGAAUGUAUAGGAUUGCAAUUUUAAGUCUUAUUGAAUUCAAUAGAAGAGUUGAGUAUUUACUUUUAAAAGUUUUAUUUUGAAAAUGAUGGGAUUUAAAACUGCAACUUUGGCUAGCAUUUGCUGUCUAAUUUCCUUUUUCGUGGCUAAUGAAAUGUACCAUAUACUGCAUUUAGAAUAUGAGUAUUUUUAGGUCUCAGAUUCUAAAUAUUACCAGUAGUGCCAGAUAGGAUUUUAUUUUUUUUAAACCCAGCAUUCAACAUAGUAUGUCUUGAAACCUUGUCUGGAAUAUCUCCUGUCGGCAUUUGCAUGCCCUCCAGCAUGAUUCUAUCGCCAAUUUUUGAAGGAGGUUCACAGUACUUCACUUUCACAGGGUUCCAGUGCCUUUAAUCCUCAUGAAAUGGAGGGCCUGGAGUAGUUUCGUUUAUAUUAAAACAGAAAACAUAAGUGUUGUCGAAAACAUAAGAUUCAAAACAUACAUUUACAAUGAUAAUCAUUUGAAUAAAACACGUCAAAAAGAGGAUUGGCAUGUCAAAUAUGUGUUUUUGUUAUAUACCUUGUAAUGGGAAAUCUUUUAUAUUUGCUGAAAUGUUGUAUAGAGAAAUUUCUAAUCUCAGAGAUGGCUUUUGUAUGUGUUUAUUUUUGUUCUAAAUAAUCCAUCCAUGGUUGAAUAAACCUACUAAUAAAGAUUGGUCAAGCCAUAUAAGUUCUUGUCAUA
Molecule: messenger RNA, 4041 nt
Organism: Anolis carolinensis (green anole)
Lineage: Eukaryota; Metazoa; Chordata; Lepidosauria; Squamata; Anolidae
Gene: perp
Product: p53 apoptosis effector related to PMP22
Exons: 3
Coding region: 207-785 (192 amino acids)
Biological process (GO): cell-cell adhesion
Cellular component (GO): membrane; cell-cell junction
Source: RefSeq, a predicted model, not a curated record